UAGGGCAUCCUUCAACAUAUCACUUCCUCUUGAAUUACAUCUACUGGCAUACUACCUCACCACUAUUUGUCUUGUUGGUUCAUAAUGUUUCGUUCUGAAGAGGGAUUAACAUCCAAAUAUGCUGCCUCAGCCACCGAUCAAGCACCAGUCUUAGACCUGCCACUCCCGCAGGAUUUUGUCUGGGGUGCUGCCACAGCUGCAUAUCAAAUCGAAGGAGGAGCUUCGCAAGAUGGCAAGGGACCCUCGAUCUGGGAUGCGUUCUCGCACCUCGACCCCAGCCGUACGAGCAACGAAAACGGCGACGUGGCUUGCGAUCAUUACAACCGCGUCGCCGAAGAUGUGGAUCUUAUGAAGUCGUACGGUCUUGACGCUUAUCGCUUUUCCAUCUCUUGGUCGCGAAUAAUACCUUUAGGUGGGAGAGACGAUCCUAUCAACGAGAAGGGCAUCGAGUUCUACAACGACCUUAUCGACCGCCUCUUGGCCCAAGGCAUCCAGCCAGUGGCCACACUAUAUCAUUGGGACCUACCUUUGGGGCUUCAGAACCGCUAUGGUGGCAUGUUGAACACUGCCGAAUUUCAGGCAGACUUCGUUAAUUAUGCCCGCCUCUGCUUUUCCCGAUUUGGCGACCGCGUCAAGCAAUGGAUUACUUUCAACGAACCGUAUAUCAUCUCGAUCUACGGAUUCCACAGCGGGGUGCUAGCACCUGGCCAUAGCACCACUAUGGGUAACGACUCAGGAACGGAGCCCUUUCGGGUUGGGCAUAGCAUUGUCUUGUCACACGCUGCAGCCGUCAAGGCUUUUGCCAUGGAAUUCCAGCCCACCCAGGCCGGAAGCAUCUCUAUCGUCAUGAAUGGUGACUAUUAUGAGCCCUACGACACGACAAGCGAAGCAGACAGAGCUGCAGCGCAGCGCAGAAUGGAGUUCUACAUCGGUUGGUUUGGAGACCCAAUCUAUCUUGGGGUCGACUAUCCUGUCUGCAUGCGCGACCAACUGGGCCCGCGUCUCCCCGAAUUUACGGCCGAGGAGAUCAGUCUGCUCCGCCAGACUGCACCCAUCAAUAGCUUCUACGGCAUGAAUCACUAUACAUCUCAAUAUGCGCGCGCCCGGACCACACAGCCCGACAAUGACGACGUAACUGGCAAUGUCGACGAACUUUCCGUCAAUGCUGACGGAAUUGAGAUAGGACCUCUCUCGGGGGUGUCUUGGCUACGUGUUACGGACGUUCAGUUUCAAAAAUUGCUUUGUUGGCUUUGGGAUCGCUACAAGAGGCCGAUCUACAUCACCGAAAACGGAUGCCCUUGCCCUGGGGAGGACAAGAUGACGGUCGCAGAAGCUGUAAACGACGAGUUCCGCGUUCGCUACUUCGGAUUAUACCUCAACGCUAUCUCGCGUGCUAUAUACGAGGAUGGUGUGACGGUCUCUGGUUACUAUGCUUGGAGCUUGAUGGAUAAUUUUGAAUGGUCUGCUGGAUAUGGCAUAAGAUUCGGAAUCACCCAUGUAGAUUUCCAAACAUUGGUUCGAACGCCCAAGAAAUCAUCAAUUUAUCUUCGAGACACAAUAAAGCGACGCAAAACAAUGGUGAACGCGGCUCGCAAAGAGGUACAUGGUUGAGAAUUGCUGUCAAGUGCUUUCUCAGCCUCAGAGG
Boeremia exigua is the source of this 1645-nucleotide messenger RNA. RefSeq names its product glycoside hydrolase superfamily. The transcript is spliced from 2 exons. Bases 85 to 1611 code for a protein of 508 amino acids. The record is from RefSeq and is a predicted model, not a curated record. Gene Ontology annotation, molecular function: beta-glucosidase activity. NCBI's taxonomy places the organism in Eukaryota, Fungi, Ascomycota, Dothideomycetes, Pleosporales, Didymellaceae. Gene Ontology annotation, biological process: carbohydrate metabolic process.